This is a messenger RNA of Hyaloscypha bicolor E, 537 nucleotides long. RefSeq lists its product as uncharacterized. The transcript has a single exon. NCBI's taxonomy places the organism in Eukaryota, Fungi, Ascomycota, Leotiomycetes, Helotiales, Hyaloscyphaceae. The record is from RefSeq and is a predicted model, not a curated record. Bases 81 to 380 code for a protein of 99 amino acids.
CUAGAACCCCGUUGGAUACUGUAAGUUGACCAAACCCCUAGAGUUGUGAUACCCGCGCUUACAAGACAUAUUCUAAGAAUAUGGGAAACCAUUGCUCCAGCUACCCACCAAUAAUCUGCAGCUCGUCUCCGAAUAGCAUCUUCCAGAGAGUCAAUUCUGACUGCCCCGGAGUGGGUUCGGUGAACGAUGAUAUGAUAUGGUGGAACGAGGGCAGCGAGAGAGCAUCUGUGAAGCCCUCCCAAGCUGGAAGGAAGGAAGGAAACGAUGAGUACAUGGCAAGGCGUGAUUAUCAGGGCUGCGGUCAGGGGACGCCGGGUUAUGGAGAAGCAUCGGCCCGCAGAGAUCUAUGCCGGUAUGAGAUACAAGUCGAGGAAUCCUGAUUUUUGAAGGCUCCUAGACACAAAGGAGAACCUAUGUCCAUAGCAACCUGCUCUCACAGCCAUGAGUGGAUAUAAAAGUACAAAUACUUCUUGUUUACAUUCAUCAAGACGUGAAGCCUGCGAAUACCCUCUAUCGAAGCGAAAACUUCUAUCUCAG